GACGUAGUUUUGAAAAAAAAAAAAUUCUCGAAAAGGAUUUUCGGUUAUUUUUUUGAGGAACAAGUUUUCCCAAAGGGAUUAAAAUCCCUAACCCGGAUAAACUUAUAGUUAGUUGGAAAGCAGAAAGAGUGUCGAAAAAAUUUCGAAAAUAAAAAAGAAAAUACUCAAAAUUUAAAUAUCUUUGUGGAUAUUUAUAUUUAUUGUGACCUCUAAAAGUGAACUUUUUUUGUUUUUAAUUUUUUCUUCGUUAUAUAAUUUAUUUAUACACAAAAAAAUAUAAAUACAAAAUAUGGAUUCUGAUAAAGUUGUUAAAGCAAUGGCCCGCUGGUGGCAGACGGUGAGUCAAGAAGAUGCAGACCAAAAUGCUAGAAAUCCAAUGCUCUACGAUCCUCUUUCCGAUGGAGCUGUUAGGACAUCAACAAAAAUGCAGUAUGUUGCUGCUUUGGUUGUGUGUCUUGGUGCUGUUUCCGCUGGUACGGCCUUGGCAUGGACAUCACCCGUACUACCACAAAUAAGUGUUGAUCCAAAAAUGAAUAUAACUUCAAAUUCAACGAACAGUGAUGAACUUCGACUAACUGUGGAUGAACAAACCUGGGUGAGUUCGUUGCUUGCUAUUGGCGCCUUCCUCGCAGCUCUUCCAACAGGUUACAUAGCAGAUGCUAUCGGUCGUCGAUACACAGCUCUUCUGAUGGAUGUUCCAUUUAUUGUUGCAUGGGUGAUGACAAUUUUCGCUAAAUCUGCUGGAAUGUUGUGCCUAGCUCGGUUCCUAAUUGGAAUUUCCACAGGAAGUUUCUGCGUUGUUGCUCCCAUGUACAUUUCUGAAAUUGCUGAAACUUCAAUUCGUGGCUCUUUGGGAACCUUGUUCCAACUUACUCUCAGUUGUGGAAUUCUAAUGGUCUAUCUAAUUGGUGCAGCUGUUUCUUGGAAAGCUUUGAGCGUGUUUUGUUUGUUAAUUCCUGUUGGACUUUUCAUUGGAAUGAUCUUUUUACCAGAAACUCCAGUUUAUCUUUUAAAGAAGGGUCGUCGUGGUGAUGCAGCUUUAUCUCUGAAAUGGCUCUGGGGUCGUUACUGUGACUCUCGAUCAGCCAUUCAGAUCAUUCAAACUGAUCUCGACUCUGCUGGUGGCGAUGCCUCAUUCAUGGAUGUUUUUAGAAACAGAGCUGCUAAAAAUGCUCUCAUCAUUUCGAUGUUACUGAUGUUCUUCCAACAGUUUUCCGGUGUCAAUGCUGUCAUCUUCUACACAGUCCCUAUCUUCAAAUCUGCCGGAAGUACUCUCAAUCCAUCAGCUUGUAGUAUAAUUGUUGGAAUCGUUCAAGUCAGCAUGACCCUCGCAUCGUCCUUCCUAAUUGAACGAGCUGGUCGUAAAAUUUUGCUAAUCUUCAGCAGUAUCUGUCAGUUAAUUUGUUUGACAGUUCUCGGCAUCUAUUUCGACAUGAAGGACAGCGGCAAAGACGUCAGUGAAAUUGGAUGGUUGCCAUUGUUAUCGGUUGUGCUUUUCAUGGUAACUUUUUCGUUGGGUUAUGGUCCAAUUCCGUGGCUAAUGAUGGGUGAAUUGUUCCCGCCAGAUGUCAAAGCUACUGCAGUUGCGUUGACAGUUAUGUCAAAUUGGUUCUCAGUAUUCUUGGUAACAAAAUGUUUCGGAACAAUGGUGGAAUCCUUGGGAUCGGAUGUCACUUUUUGGUUCUUUGCAUUUUGUAUGUUUUCAGCUACAUUGUAUGUCUUCUUUAUGGUAUUCGAGACAAAAGGAAAGAGUUCGGCUCAAAUUCAAAUGUUACUUGGUGGAGAUAAAUAAAAAGGGAACAUUUAAAAUAAGUUUGAGAGAAAUUUUACUUGAAAAGUUUGAUGAAAACAAAAUAAAUAAAAAAAACAAGAGAUUAUAAAAUUAAAAAUGUGUCAUGUCAGUAGGAAUCCUAUAUUGUAUUGUUGUAAUUUAUUGUAAUUUUAAAUAAAUUAAAUAAAACUAUAAAUAUAUUUUAACAAAAAACAA
This is a messenger RNA of Episyrphus balteatus (marmalade hoverfly), 1987 nucleotides long. RefSeq names its product facilitated trehalose transporter Tret1. Gene Ontology annotation, cellular component: membrane. Gene Ontology annotation, biological process: transmembrane transport; carbohydrate transport. The coding region runs from base 290 to 1792 and encodes 500 amino acids. NCBI's taxonomy places the organism in Eukaryota, Metazoa, Arthropoda, Insecta, Diptera, Syrphidae. The transcript is spliced from 6 exons. Gene Ontology annotation, molecular function: sugar transmembrane transporter activity. The record is from RefSeq and is a predicted model, not a curated record.